Molecule: messenger RNA, 1129 nt
Organism: Diachasmimorpha longicaudata
Lineage: Eukaryota; Metazoa; Arthropoda; Insecta; Hymenoptera; Braconidae
Exons: 4
Coding region: 54-881 (275 amino acids)
Molecular function (GO): N-acetyltransferase activity
Source: RefSeq, a predicted model, not a curated record
CAAAAAUAUGAAAACGUUUUGUUGAACUCCAAUAAAAGAAAUCACAAAAUCUAAUGAUGGAGGAGGGAGGAAGAACGGCGUCAGACGUUGAAAGGGACGAAAUGCUUGUAAAAAUGCAAGAAAGAAUGAAAGCUCCAUUGGAAUGGCCUUCAAUAGGCUCCUGUAAAAUCCUAGACUUGCAACCUCAACAUUUCAGUGAAGCACUGCGUUUGAUAAAGCGUCACUACUUCAAGGACGAUCCGAUGUGCGCUGCAGCCGGUCUUUCAGAGGAUCCAAUAUCUGUCGAGUAUUACUUAGAAUGCAUUCGGAUGUGGAUGAAGGAUACCACGAGCCUCGUCGCUGUCAGUGGCAAAUCUGGAAGGGUUGUGGGGGUUGUAAUCGCAAGGAUUAACGUUGAAGUAGAUCGGAGCAUUACUUAUUCAAGAAUGCAGAUUCAUGAAGGCCAGGUAUUGGAGAAAAUAAUGGAUUUCAAGAACACAUUAGUGAAGGAAGCAGAUAUCCACAACUACUUCAAGAGUCCUGAAGUAUUUCGGCUUUAUAUCCUAUGCAUUCACCCGAGCUAUCAAACGAAAGGUUUAGGAACAGCCCUCCUCGAGGCUUUUAUCCAGAUGGCAAUUGCCUUGGGAGUACCUGCCAUCGUGGCUUUACUCACCUGCGGUGUUACUCAUGAGUUGGCAACGGAAUUGGGCUUUGAAGUCCUCAAUGAGAUUCAAUACAGUCGGUGGAUUGUCAAUGACAGGGCAAUUUUUAUCAAUCCCGGAAUUGGGAAUUAUUCAGCUGCAUUGUUUGGCAUGUUUACUCCUUCCAUGAAAUAUUUAGAGAAAAUUUGGAGGGAAAGAAGGGCUUUGAAGAGGGAGGAAGAAAGACGGAGAAAGAAGUAACGUCUAGUGGAGAAGAUACAACAUCGAAAACCAGUAGGCGAAAUUUAUUUAGAAAUCAGUUGGUCCGAUUGUCGGUACAUUACCAUCAGCCGAUGAUCCCGAGCUCUACUUUCUUCAAUUUUUAUAAAUCCAAAACAUUUUGCAGAAAGCGCUUUCAAUUUUAUUAAUAUUCAUAAUAGAGGAAUUCGUAUCCUGAGAUAUUGUUCACUAUUUUUCACCGUUGAUAACUCCCCUCCAAGUUCUCAAUG